Messenger RNA from Pseudovirgaria hyperparasitica, 990 nucleotides. RefSeq names its product cysteine proteinase. The transcript is spliced from 2 exons. NCBI's taxonomy places the organism in Eukaryota, Fungi, Ascomycota, Dothideomycetes, Acrospermales, Acrospermaceae. Gene Ontology annotation, molecular function: cysteine-type deubiquitinase activity. Gene Ontology annotation, biological process: ubiquitin-dependent protein catabolic process; protein deubiquitination. Gene Ontology annotation, cellular component: cytoplasm. The record is from RefSeq and is a predicted model, not a curated record. The coding region runs from base 196 to 906 and encodes 236 amino acids.
ACGAGUUAAAGCAGCUUAGGUAUGCGGAAGUUUUCCGAUGCGCUACCAGACGCAGCAUCAUAUGUAUCUAGGUCCUGAAUCUGACUGCAAUUCAGUCCUCUGUAUGGUGUAAUUUUCCUCUUCAAAUACCCAACUGGCGACGCAGCGGCCAAAGCGACCAGAGAUGGCACGCUCGACCACGAUGCGGCCGACAACAUGUUCUUCGCUGCACAAACCAUCCAGAAUGCAUGUGGUACACAAGCGUUACUAUCAGUGCUGCUGAAUAAGGACGAUGAGUUGGACAUAGGACCUCAGCUGAAAGAGUUCAAGGAGUUUACCAAUAUGUUCCCUGCAGAGAUUCGUGGAGAAGCUCUUUCCAACUCCGAGUUGAUUCGCACCGUUCACAAUUCUUUCGCUCGGUCCUCGCCCUUCAUCGAUGAGACCCAACGUACAGCCAACGAAGAUGAUGAUGUUUACCACUUCAUAGCAUAUACUUGCGUCAACAAUACUCUCUAUGAGCUCGAUGGUCUACAACCUGCGCCCAUUUCUCACGGCCCUUGUACCACCACGUCCUUUCCCGAUGCCGUCAUCCCUGUUCUACAGAAACGAAUUGCACGUUAUCCAGCACACGAGAUCCGAUUCAACCUGCUGGCUAUGUGUAGGGAUCUGCGCAUUCGCGCAAGAGAAAUCGGUGAUCAUGAACAACUUCAAAGGGAAGAGCAGAAGCGGACUGAAUGGCUGUGGGAGAACGCACUGCGGAGGCAUAACUUCGUUGGCUUCACGGGUGAACUAUUAAAGGGUGUAGUGAGGCAGAAACUCAAGGAGGGAACUUAUGAUCAGUGGGUGGAAGAGAGCAAGAAGAAGACAAGAACGAGGAUGGAGGAGAGGAAGAAACAAGGGGUGGCUGGGGAUGAGAUGGACGUGUGAUAGAUUGGUUGUUCACAAGAUCUCAAAGCUACGUCGUUGCAUACUCGAAAACUUAGCUUUCCAACUUUCCAACUUUUCUACGCC